AUGAUAGGGAGUGAUGGGUAUGAUAAUUAUCAAGCUCCAACCGAUCUAAACAAUAAAGUUGAUCAUCAAUUAUUUUUGCGAAGAUUAUGGGUAAAGGGUGAUUUGAAUUUCAUAGCAAGUCCACAAAUAAAUUCUACUUUGAAAUGUAUUGAAAAUGUCAAGAACGUUCGUUACUUAAAUGAUAAUGCAUUUGUUUCUAUUGAAAGGAAAUUUUAUGAACUCAAUAACUUAGGACAAUAUAAAGAUCCAAAUUUGAUUGAAAAUAGGGUAAUGAUGUACACAAACGACUUGUAUCACCAACAACAACCACAAGAUUCUCCAAAAGACAUAGUCCCAUCAAAUCUUCAACACAAAAUAUAUUUCAAAUUAACAUCGAUAGAUCUACUUAAGUAUAGUAUGUUAACUUAUAAUUUACAUAAAAUUCAUUAUGACUACAAAUACAGUAAUUGUAUUGAAAAUCUACCAAAUUUAUUAGUUCAUGGUCCUUUUCAAAUUACAUUGUUAUUGUAUUAUUUUCAGUGUAAAUAUCCAAAUCAAGUGAUCAAAAGUUUUACUUACAGAACUUUUAAUCCUUGUUUUUGUAAUACUGAAGUUGGAAUUGCUAUUAACGAAUUAGACACUUUGAAAGAGCAGAAAGGAUCAAAUGAAGAGAAAUACGAAUUGAGUCUUGUUAGUGCUGACUCGAAAACUGUAUAUAUGAAAGGUACUUUGUUAUGUUGUAAAACUUAG
Messenger RNA from Lodderomyces pseudojiufengensis, 729 nucleotides. Its product is annotated as hydroxyacyl-thioester dehydratase. The transcript has a single exon. The record is from RefSeq and is a predicted model, not a curated record. The coding region runs from base 1 to 729 and encodes 242 amino acids. Gene Ontology annotation, cellular component: mitochondrion. Lineage: Eukaryota; Fungi; Ascomycota; Pichiomycetes; Serinales; Debaryomycetaceae. Gene Ontology annotation, molecular function: (3R)-hydroxyacyl-[acyl-carrier-protein] dehydratase activity.